CGCCACCGCCGCCUCCGCUAUUUGUAUGUUCCAGCCGGAGUUGGAAAAGAGCGUGGCAUCGAGUGUAGUUUUUUUUAGUACACACAGCACUGUGAGGGGGGGCUGGAUUUCGUUUCUGAGGUCAGGUGUGCGGUAGCUGGGAGGCGAGCCGUCAGUGGUAGCAAGGAUUCCGUCCCGCCGACAUCAUCGCUUCUCGCUUCACCGUUAAAAAUAGAAACUUUUUGAAGAAAACCAAAAACCAACCCCAAAAGAAAACGGAUACACUCGGCUGGAUAUGACACUCGGUCCGACGACUGAGCACUCCGCACGCAUUACACGAGUGACAACCAAACAAACAGUGUUUGUGGCGGCUAAUAGUGUGAACAGUGUGUCCAAAUAAAAGUUGUGAUUUAGUGCAAGAAGUGAGUGUGAUAAAAGUGAGUGUCGAGAGAUGAGAGCGGCCGUUUGGAUCCUUCAUGUCCGCCGACUUAUUUGCUGUUGAGUCGUCGUCGUCGUCGCCUGGUGAAGACAAGAUGAGGCGCUUUCUGUCACGCCGGCCGAGUCUUCGCCUUUUAGCCGCUCCGAUUCUAUUACUGGCCGCCUUCACCGUCGUCGGUCUCAUGACCGACUGGGCUGCUGACUGGGGCGCCAAUAAAAACUGUUCGGUUGACAAGUCGUCGUCGCCUUCAUCUUCCAAUUUAAUUCGCCAAAGAAGCGGCGGCUCCAUUCAAACCGCAUCUAAUCGGGCCAGUGCAGACUGGCGCCCAGAUUCCGAUCAGGCUUACGCCAGGUCCAUGAACGAGUCAUCCUUUUCAUCUUCGCAGGCAGUUUGCCGGAGCGUGACUGUUUCCCGAGCCGAUAUCGACACGAUGCAAGUCUAUCCGACUCUCAAUUUCCAGCCGGAAUACAUGCGCAGGAGAGACUUUUGGGACUCGUCGCUGGAGAAGCGUUACAACGAAUACAAGAAGGAUACGACACGCCCGUCUCUCAAGGUUGUCGUGUUGCCCCAUUCCCAUGUCGAUCCUGGUUGGUUGAAAACUUUUGAAAACUAUUACGCACAAUCGACGCACUCGAUUUUGGACAACUUGGUCACCAAGUUGACGCAGCACAAAAAUAUGACAUUCAUCUGGACGGAAAUAUCUUUCUUCGCACUGUGGUGGGAAAGUGCAUUGCCAGCCAAAAGACGCCAAGUGCAAAAGUUGGUGGAAGAAAAGCGACUGGAAUUCACUUCGGCCACUUGGGUAAUGGUGGAUGAAGCCACGCCACAUCUCUAUUCCAUGCUCGACCAAAUGAUUGAAGGACACCAAUGGCUGAAAUCGCAUUUGGGCGUGUCUCCCAAAUCGGCAUGGACUGUCGAUCCUUUCGGACACGGGCCAGUGGCACCCUACUUGCUGCACGCAGCCGGACUCCAAAACACGGUCGUCCAACGUAUCCAUUACGGAUGGAAGCGCUGGAUGGCAGACCGACAGGUGAGCGACUUUUAUUGGAAGCUGCCCUGGGAGACUCCUGGACGGGAUUCCGUUUUAUGCCACAACUUCCCUUAUGACAUUUACACGACAAAGCAUUCCUGCGGUCCCAACCCGAAAACGUGCUUAGGAUACGAUUUCCGCAAUGUCCGAGGCGAAUACAACGAGUUUACAAUGAACUCGUCGCCCAUCACGCGAACCAACAUCCAGAGCAAAGCCGAGGUGCUGCUGGAGCAGUACGCCAAAACGGGUUCGCUGACCCGUCACAAUAUCGUGCUGGCACUAGUGGGCGACGACUUCCGCUACGAUCACGACAUCGAGUGGGAUCAACAGUACACCAAUUACCAGAACCUCUUCAACUACAUCAACGCCAGGAAGGAGAUCUACAAAACUGAAAUUGGAUUCGGGACACUCACCGAUUACUUUGAUGCCAUCCGGGGUCGCGUUGACAACUUCCCAACUCUCAAAGGAGAUUUCUUCCCCUAUUCGGACAUUUUCAGCGAAGGACGGCCCGCUUACUGGACCGGUUAUUUCACGUCUCGACCCUAUUACAAAAUGCUGGCUCGGGAGUUGGAAGAUCGACUCCGAGGGGCGGAGAUUCUCUACACUUUGGCUCUCAACCGAGCGAGACAGAAUGGAUUCCCUACGGCCAGACGAGUUAUGGAUCACAAGUAUGGCGCGCUGGUACAGGCGAGGAGGUGGUUGGCGUUGUUCCAGCACCAUGACGCCAUCACCGGGACCAGCAAAGCGGCUGUCAUGCAGGACUACGGUCAGAAACUCUUCCAGGCGUUGAAAGAUUCGGCCAAUAUCGCGUCGAGCAGCGCUGCCAUUCUCAUGUCGAUCGACGACCAUCAGUGGCAACGCUUCCGACUUUUGCCCGCACUCCAGCGACCCACUUACGACAAACUGGCCCAAAAGACGACGCUCGAAUUGGCAACAACUGAGCAAACAGAGAAGACGGUCAUCCUGUACAACUCGGAGGCUCACCACCGAGACGAAAUGGUCAGAUUGAAGACCAGCUGGCCGUACAUCCGCGUUCUCGAUUCGGAUGGCAAUAAAAUCCGACAUCAAGUCAAUCCCGUCUGGACUCUUCAACACCACCAGCGACUAGAGCCGGCCCCCGAAAGUUUUCAGCUGGUUUUCAUAGCCUCGUUAGCUCCAUUGUCUCUGUCGGCCUUCCGAAUCCAAAGAAUGCACAUGCCGACCAACCAACAAGCCAACGAGACCGCCAAGACGCUCGUCUACAGCACGUUCGACAAUACGACACUAAACGGACCAUUCAAAUCGCAGCGGCUGGAGCAGUUGGUCGACAUCCAAGUGGAGAACCGCAAGACAAAGUUGCUCUUUGACGGGCAGACGGGAUUUCUCAAAUCGAUCCGAUCCAAAGCCACGGACCGCGUGACUCCGUGCGCCAUGCAGUUCGCCGCCUAUCCUUCCAGCAUGUUCCAUAGCGGAGCUUAUCUUUUCAUGCCCGAUCCCAACGCAGUCGAGCCGCAACUUGACGUCUUGAAAGGUUUCAACGGAAGGCCGCAGAUUUUCAUCAUCAGCGGGCCGGUGAUGUCAGAAGUGUCGGUGGUCUACAGCCAGUUGCUCGUCCAUUCGACCAUCAUCUUCCACAAAAAGAUGGAGGAUCUCAUCUGGAUGGAAACGACGUUGGACAUGGGGCCGGCACCCAACUUUAGAGAGCACGAAUUCUUUAUUCGCUUUAAAACCGGACUGCAAAAUGUCGAUCCAAUUAAUGGCACGGCCGAGUUCUUCACCGAUCAGAACGGGUUCGCAUUCGCCCGGCGAGUGCGCAACAGCCAACUCGGAGUGGAGGCCAACUAUUAUCCAAUCACGAGCGCUGCAUUCAUUCAAGACGACAACCAGCGGUUGAAUGUGCUGGUCAAUAGCGCCAAAGGCUUCACUUCGCUGGAAAAAGGAUGGAUGGAGUUCAUGCUGGACAGGCGAACCAUUCACGACGACGGGCGAGGAAUGGGCGAAGGGAUGACGGACAACUUGCCAACUGUUACGCCCUUUGUGCUGAUGCUGGAAGAAAGGAAAGAGUCGGACGACAAGGUGGACAGAAUAAGUCUUCCGGCAACGUUCGCUUCGACGAGAUUAAUGUAUCCGGCUACGGCUUUCAUCGUCGAUGCUGACGAGUCGGAGCAAGUCGAUUUUGUUACGCGGACCCGGCUACUCUUUCUCAACCAGCCCCUACCGUGCAAUAUCCACAUGGUCGGCCUGAGGACUCUUUCCGAAACAGGAUUGAUGGAAAUGGAUUUACCGUCCAACUCGGCGUUGUUGACUCUUCACAACCGGGCUGCCGAUUGUUCCAUAACGGACGAUCUACCUUUCCCUUGCGGUACAACAGAUCCUGAGGAUCGAGUCUUCCAUCCGGGGACAUCUUUCAUCGGACUGGAGCUCGGCAGAAUGGAGCGCACUUCUCUCACUGGGCUCCGCGAGAUGGGUCUGGCCGAUUUCGACUCUGCCCGUCUCUCUUUGAUGGAACUGGGCUCUUUCAACCUCACUUUUGUCUGAGGUGGAAUUUUUUCUUAGUCAAAUGAUCUGAAACAUUCACCCAAUGAACAAUAAUAAUAAUAAUUAAUACAUUUGAAGUAUACGAUCAAAA
Messenger RNA from Daphnia pulicaria, 4056 nucleotides. It is a transcript of the gene alpha-Man-IIb, whose product is annotated as alpha-mannosidase 2-like. Gene Ontology annotation, biological process: N-glycan processing; protein deglycosylation; mannose metabolic process. The transcript is spliced from 8 exons. Gene Ontology annotation, molecular function: carbohydrate binding; alpha-mannosidase activity. Bases 456 to 3965 code for a protein of 1169 amino acids. Gene Ontology annotation, cellular component: Golgi membrane. Lineage: Eukaryota; Metazoa; Arthropoda; Branchiopoda; Diplostraca; Daphniidae. The record is from RefSeq and is a predicted model, not a curated record.